This is a messenger RNA of Formica exsecta, 2525 nucleotides long. RefSeq lists its product as uncharacterized. The transcript has 7 exons. Gene Ontology annotation, molecular function: DNA binding. NCBI's taxonomy places the organism in Eukaryota, Metazoa, Arthropoda, Insecta, Hymenoptera, Formicidae. The record is from RefSeq and is a predicted model, not a curated record. The annotation marks the transcript as partial.
AUGGUCUUCUGCGAAGAAACUUUACGACAAGCAGUGUAAGGAAAAUGAGCAGGAAAAGUCUAAAGAGAAUGAACAGAAGAAUAAAAAAAGUUCAAACUUUAUGGAAACAGGUACAAAUUGUGUGAGAGAAUUAAGGAAUUAUGUGUCUCAAAUACUUCAUGAACAUUAUAAUAACAAUGAGACAAUCGAUAAUUUAAUAAAAUUUCAUCGCAUAUUUCAUUUAGAUAAACAUUUAAUAAAUAACAUUGUUGAUAUUGUUUAUGAGCCUGAAAAUAUCAUAAAACUUUCUUUCUUCAUUGAUGAGAUUAGAAACUUGCUUAUACAAUCUCCACGAAGAACUGAUUACGAUCUAACCGAAAGAUAUUGCAAUAUAAAAAUGUUUCACUUUAUGAGGCAAUGUUUGGUAAGAAAGAAAUUGUAUAGAUACACAAAUCAAUCUUACAAAAGUCAGCUUUUGGAACAGAUUGCUACUAUGGCGGCACAAUGGUUUCAACCCGAAAAAGAUGUCUUUUACUCGAGCGUAAAAGCAUCACUAGAUAGUAUCACAUUAGAGGUACUGAAUUGCCUCAGAAAAAAACAUCCCGACCAUUCGAUAUUCUCGACGUCCGCUGAAAUUUUUUCAUAUUGGAAAAACAACAAUAUCGAUAAUAAUCAGUGGAACGAAGCAGAAGGGACACAGCUUAUGGACACACUCGAGGAAUAUAUACUUGGCAAAUUUCGACCAUGCAAUUGGGGAAUGUUUCCUAACACAAAGUUGGAAUACUUGUGUAUAGAUAAUGUCUUAAAAAAUAAAUAUGGUCAAGAAUUAAUUUUAUUAACAAUAUAUCACAGCGUGGCCAGAAGACUUGGUCUACGUUGCGAUAUAAUACGUUUGGAUUCUCCUAUUUCUCAUUUCUUUAUCGUUUGGGAACCAAACUUGGAACUGCUAUACAGGAUGCAUUCAAAUAUUGGAUACCUCGAUGAAUUAUUAAGAGCUGGACGGUUUUGGCAAGAAUUAAUAUGGUUAGCAUUGGUAAAUAGUAACCGAUAUAAUAACGCUUUUGGGUUUAUGCCGGAUGGAUCGAUUCAAUUGAUUGGAUACGACAGUAUAAAUGUGCUCAGCCCUCGUGUUAAAAAAACACAGCUAUAUACAAGACCAAAGGACGUAAAAUUUGCGGUUGGUAUGAUAGUGACAUAUCAACCUACAGAUUGUGCCGGCCUAAUAGUAGGAUGGCACCGACAUCUUGAUAGACAUCUUGUUAUAUUCUCCGCAAAGAGUGUGCCGAGUCCUUAUAUGCACAUAUAUGAACUGCCGUUGAAUCACUGUCGUAAUUGUAAUUUUAUAGAGAAACAAACAAAUUACAUAAUUCUUACCGGAAAUAAUAAAAUGUUUUAUGUGGAAGAAAAUGCUAUAACUUUAACAACGCCGAAAUGGAUCGAUAAUAGUGAAAUAGGUCGCUAUUUUUAUAAAUUCGAGGGCACGCGUUACGUACCAAAUAAAAUUCUGGCGAAACUUUAACCGCAGGACACCGCUAUAACUGCGCAGCAACAUUGCAGCAACAUUGCAACGUUGCAGCAAUAUUGAUGCAUCGUCAUGUACUAAAUGUUUUUCUUUAUUUCUUCUCGUAUGUUUCCUUGUCCUUCAGUUUUUAUUCUUUAAUAAUAUAUUCAUAAGCCUUUCUUUUUAAUUUUCUGUGCAAUUCGUAUUUCUUAAUCUUUUGACAACAUUUUUUAUUAACAUUAUCAAAAACUGUUAAUACAUUGAGUUGAUUCACAGACGUAGCAAUAUUAUUGAAUUAUUCUUUACUCGCGUUAUUGGUAGUAAUGUAAUAAAAACAUAUUGUAUUAAGCAUAUGUGUCGACUGUUAUAUCUCACGGAUUUAUGUGUGGCAAUUUUAUUUUAUUAUCUGAACAUUAUCAUCAAUAAUAUCAUAUUAGUAAAAAUAUUGUGACUGGCAAUUUUAAUCCUAACCAACUGUAGAUAAAACACAAUACUUUAUGAUUUAGUUUCAGAAUCGUGUAAUUUGGUCAAAAAAAAAUCGUAAGAAAAUUAAAAAAAUAGUAUUUUGUAGGCAAAAUGUAGUUUAUGGAACUUGAGUUGAAUUUUUCGAGAGAAAUUUUUUUAUUGUGCUGCAGAAUGUCAAAAAUACAUAAUUUCAAGGAACAAAACAAUGGGUUCUUUUUUUAAACACAGGACAAGGAAGAUAAAAAAAUUUUUUAAAUCCGACGAUAGGGUUAAAGUUGAAAUUUCAAGCUUCAAAAUGCUUUUUUAAUUUUUUGUCUACGAAGAUCUUUCGUCGAGUUUCAGCGGUUUGAAAAUUCCCCAAUUUUUAGGAUAUGAAAAAUGUUCCCUAUUUUUUUUUUAGUAGUGUAUAUAUAAACAUAUUUUAUAUUAUAUGUAUAUACUGAGAGUAACGUAAAGAUAAAGACGGGAAAUGAUACGUUUUGAAUUAAUCAAAAUUUUUCUCAUGUUAUGUGUUGUGAGACAGUGUAAACAAUUACUUGGCUUAUGGUACUAUAAGUUUAGUGUAUAAACAUAAUUAUGA